CACCCAACCCACUCCCCCACGCUAUCCCGCACCAUGAUCCUCUCCCGCCUCACAGACCCGCACUGGUCCUUCCUCUUCAUCGACCCGAACCCUGAAACCAUAAUCUCCGCCACGGAAAGACGUCUCCCGCAUACCAUUUCCACAGCGAGAGAUGCAAGAAGACAUGAGGUUGCUGUCCUCGAUCAUGACCCCACCAAAUCGGAAACAGAAACGGAAAACGGGAAUGGUAAGGAAGAAAAAGAAGAGAAAGUAAUAGGCUACGCACGGUGGACACUCCCCCCCUCCCUCGCCAAACGCGGGGACGUAUGGCUUUCUGCGCAGGUUGUUGAGCCUACGGAUAUCCAGACAGCAUUAUACAAGGAAGCCUAUGACGCCGCUAGCGAUGCCAAGGGUCGAGUCCCGGGGAUGAAAGAUACCGGACUUCUCGAAUAUCGCAGUUCACCACUCGAAGUCGCCGAGGAGAAGCUUCUAGCGCCUGGGGGUGUCGUUAAUGGGGAGGAAGUCCUGACAUUGGAAUACCUAACCACCCACCCUGAUUUCUGGCACAAGGGUAUUGGCAACGCGCUAGUGAAAAGCGGCACGGACGUUGCGGAUAAAUACGGACUCAAGACCUAUGUGAUGUCGGAGCCGGCGGGGUUGAAGGUGUAUUUGAAGAAUGGGUUUAGGGUUGUGGAUGAGGUGGGGGUGGAUUAUGGGGCGUUUGGGGGGGUCGAUGUGACGAGGCAUUAUUUUUUGGUUAGGGAGCCGGCGGUUUAGGAUUUUGGAGGGGAGAAGGGGGUUGAUGGGUUGGGAUUGGAUGGGUAUAUAAUGGUUUUUGUUUAUUUGAAAAGGGGUAUGUCUAUUAUGAUAUCUGGUAGAGAAACAGUGGGAGGAGGGGGGUAUGCUUUUAUGAGAGUGAUGUGAUGUAUGUUGCUAUGGCGGUGUUCCUUGUGGGGAUCUUAGUUAGUUGUUUUCUUCAUAUUGUUCUUCUUUUUUUAUUGUAUGUAUAUAAUAAUCUAUGUGCCUGUGGUUGACGUG
This is a messenger RNA of Aspergillus sclerotioniger CBS 115572, 1017 nucleotides long. Its product is annotated as GNAT family N-acetyltransferase. The record is from RefSeq and is a predicted model, not a curated record. Gene Ontology annotation, molecular function: acyltransferase activity, transferring groups other than amino-acyl groups. Bases 34 to 756 code for a protein of 240 amino acids. The transcript is spliced from 2 exons. Lineage: Eukaryota; Fungi; Ascomycota; Eurotiomycetes; Eurotiales; Aspergillaceae.